Fulmarus glacialis (Northern fulmar) is the source of this 1350-nucleotide messenger RNA. RefSeq names its product transmembrane and TPR repeat-containing protein 3. Gene Ontology annotation, biological process: protein O-linked glycosylation via mannose. The annotation marks the transcript as partial. Gene Ontology annotation, molecular function: mannosyltransferase activity. Gene Ontology annotation, cellular component: endoplasmic reticulum. The record is from RefSeq and is a predicted model, not a curated record. The transcript is spliced from 8 exons. NCBI's taxonomy places the organism in Eukaryota, Metazoa, Chordata, Aves, Procellariiformes, Procellariidae.
CUUUAGACAGGACUCUCAUAAACAUUCAGCGACAUCAGAGCAAUUGGCAGAGUUGAGAAAAAAAAAUUACCUUUUCAUGAACUUCUAUGAAAAAUGCAAAUGAGCAAAGUGUGAGCUUCAAUGCUUUUGUCCAUAAAAACUCUUAGAGAAGAUGGCUGAUGUAAGCCUGAAGGAAGCAGCACUAAUAGUUGGUGUGGUGGCAGCCUGCUACUGGAACAGUCUCUUUUGUGGCUUUGUUUUUGAUGAUGUUUCAGCGAUUUUGGACAAUAAAGAUUUGCAUCCUUCUACUCCGUUAAAAAAUCUGUUUCAGAAUGACUUCUGGGGCACUCCAAUGUCUGAGGAGAGGAGUCAUAAAUCUUAUCGUCCCCUUACAGUUCUUACGUUUCGCUUAAACUACUUGUUCAGCGAGUUAAAUGCAGUUUCUUACCACUUCCUAAAUCUGGUCUUUCAUGUGGUGGUUUGUGUAGUUUUCCUCAAGGUCUGUAAGCUUUUUCUGGACAACAGGAGCAGCGUAGUUGCAUCCUUGCUCUUUGCAGUGCACCCAAUACAUACUGAAGCGGUAACUGGAGUUGUGGGCAGAGCAGAGCUUUUAUCAUCUAUCUUUUUUCUAGCUGCUUUUUUAUCAUAUACAAAAUCUAAAGGGCCAGAUAAUACCAUAGCGUGGACUCCAAUUGCAGUGACUGUGUUUCUAGUAGCUGUUGCAACACUGUGUAAAGAACAAGGAAUAACGGUGGUGGGGAUAUGCUGUGUGUAUGAAGUAUUUGUUGCUCAAGGGUACACCUUGCCAGUGUUGUUGGACACAGCUGUACAGAUUCUUCGAGGGAAGGGCAGUAUUCCUUUCUCUAUGCUCCAAACACUGUUGAAGCUCAUAGUCCUAAUGUUCAGUACACUGCUGCUUGUAGUUGUUAGAGUCCAGGUUAUCCAGUCUCAACUUCCAGUGUUUACAAGGUUUGAUAACCCAGCUGCUGUUAGUCCAUCCCCAGCAAGACAGCUGACUUUCAACUACCUCCUCCCUGUAAAUGCUUGGCUUCUUCUUAACCCCUCAGAAUUAUGCUGUGACUGGACAAUGGGAACUAUUCCUCUCGUGGAGUCUUUGUUAGAUGUUAGAAAUGUUGCCACCCUUACCUUCUUUUGCUUUCUGGGAUCUUUAAUUGUCUUCAGUCUCCGAUAUCCUGGGGAUUCCUCCAAGACUGUAUUGAUGGCACUCUGCUUAAUAGUGCUACCAUUCAUUCCUGCAUCAAACCUCUUUUUUCCUGUUGGAUUUGUAGUAGCAGAACGAGUGUUGUAUGUUCCUAGCAUGGGAUUCUGCAUUUUAGUAGCACAUGGAUGGAAGAAAUUAUCAAAUAAAAG